UUAGGCUGUAGACGGGCGGGCGCCUGCCGGUGUCGGGGCUGGGUUUGCGCAUGCGUGGCAGAUCAGUCCAGUGCGCCUGCGCGACAGCAUCGAGCGCUGUGCUGGCCUCGGCGGCGGCAGUCCGCGCCAUGGAGCCGCCGCACGAGCCCGCACCCCUCGCGCCCCCCGCACCCGCCGCGCGGCCCCUCGUCCGCCCAGAUGAGACCGGCGAGGUCGACACCUCCAGGUACCCAGCACCGAAGGAUGCUACGAACAAGGUGCGAGGGCGCAGCGACUUGUUGGAGUUGAUGUGCGGCCCCGGCGCCGUCGACCCUGAACUCCUCACCGUCAAGACAUUCUAUUUCUUCUUCUACUCUGCAUUCGGCUCCCUCUUCCCCUUGAUGGGCGUCUACUUCAAGCAGAUGGGCAUGAACGCCGGCCAAUGCGGCUUGCUCAUCGGGACUCGGCCUUUCGUUGAAUUCCUGUCAGCUCCUUUUUGGGGAGGACUAGCGGAUCGAUGGCAAAAGGGGCGCACACUUCUCCUCGCUUCUCUUGGCGCUUGGAUAAUCUUCACGCUGCCGCUGAGCUGGGUGCAGCCGAGCGCUGUGGCCUGCGUCCACCCUGUCAACAAGACUGACUACCGUCUCGACACCCCUAGCUAUGAUGACGAGUGGACGAAGAACGAGUUUCGUUCCUUCCAUAGGUCGGCCGCGGCAGCUCACGUUGGCUCUCCGUUACCGGUAGAUGAUGCUAUCGACUAUGAUCCGAAUACUAACGGUAAUUGGGUGACUCCUCUACAUUCAUUUAUCGUGUACAGUACGCCAGAUAUCCAGAAGACCUUCUUUUUACUUCUCUUGCUGGUGGUUAUUGGAGAGUUCUUUAGCGCACCUGCGAUUACUCUUGCUGAUUCUGCUGUUAUCACCUUGUUGGGGGAGGACGCAGAUAGAUACGGCCACCAGCGUAUGUUCGGCUCGCUGGGCUGGGGUCUGGCGAUGUUCUUUGUGGGCAUCGCGCUGGACCACAGCACGGCGUUUAGCAAGCACCCCUGCGGCGGCCCGCAGCGCUACGAAAAGAACUAUACCAUCUGCUUCGCCACAUUCUCUGUUCUCAUGGGCGCUGCCCUCAUCACCGCAACACAGGUGAAGUUCAAGUACGAGGAGCUGCCGCCAGAGCCGAUGGUAACCGCCGCCCCGCAGUCUCCCACCCGCGAGGAGAAGCUGCAGCAGCAGCUCGCGGAACAGCUUCAGCUGCCGGGACUCGAUACUAGCGCCCCCGCGCGCCCACAGCCCCCACUCGAACAGGCUAAGGUUUUCGCUCAGACUACACGCGAGAUGCCGGAGUGGGUGACGGUGCUGCGCCAGUUCCAGAACGUGAAGGCCGCUUCCUUCUUACUGGUUGCUUGGUUCAUGGGCUUCGGCAUCGGACUCAUCUUUACAUUCCUCUUCUGGCAUCUGCAGGACAAAGGAGGUUCGCCCACGCUGUUCGGCGUCGCCUCCGUCAUCAACCACAUCUCUGAGAUCUUCGCAUACUUCUUCAGCUUUAAACUGAUCACUCAAAUGGGACACGUUAAGGUGCUGUGCUUGGGUUUGGCGGGCAACGUGCUCCGGUUCCUAUACAUAGCGUGGCUGCCGGACCCAUGGUGGGUGCUGCCUUUCGAGUUCGUGCAAGGCGUGACUCACGCAGCGGUGUGGGCGGCCUGCUGCUCAUAUAUUGCGCACGGCGCACCGCCGCGCCUGCGCUCCUCCGCCCAGGGAGUGCUGCAAGGCCUGCACCACGGCCUCGGCCGCGGCUGCGGCGCCGUGCUUGGCGGCAUCGCGGUCACACGAUGGGGCACUACCAGGACUUUUGCAGGCUACGGGUUGUUGUGCGGAGUGGCGCUGGCGGCAUUCGCUUUCGUGAACUUCCGCGACGGCGGAGAGGCUGCUGGCGGCGCGGGCGGAGGCGGCGCGGCGGAGGAGGAGGCACGCGCGCUGGCGGAGGCUGGCGUGCUGGCGCCGCACGGCGUGCCCUCCAACCCGCUGCCACGCGCACUCUCCUCCACGCGCCUCGCAGACCUCGCCAACCAUGACUCUUAUGGUGCUACACAGAGCUACGCGGGCGCGGAUAGCCUGAGCGUGCCGGGUGCCCCGCCCCCUCGUCCCUCCAACCCCUUCCUGGCGGAGCAGGCUGCCCCCGCUCCUGGCCCCGCAUACAGAUAAGCGCCCCACCUCCCUCCACAUCCCCCCGGGCAACCAACUAACCUCAAACCCAAAUUACAAGCACAAUGUUGCUUUACUCUUAAGUCCAUGUUAACCAAAUAUAUUCCUUUUAAAUAUAUAAAAAAUACAAAACAAAUUAUAUGUAUGUGGUAGUGGAAACACAAUUGUUAUUCUGAGAUGUUAUUGUUGCUUUUGUUGGAUAUUUCAUGUUGAUCCUAUCGUCCUGUAUUUACUAGAUGUUAAAGUUUCGUCGAUGAAUACUUGUGCUGUUGUAAAUACGCUUUACAAACGCUAUUGAAUUCUGCUGACGACAGAUUAGUUUAUGAAAUACGUUGUGUAACACGCACUCAGUGAAAAUAGCCGUAGUUCACGACUAACCUUUCCCCAAAAAUAUUAUUUUCAUUGUAAAUAACCAAACCACGUCCUACAAUGAAAGUAGGAUUUCAUUGUACAUAUUAUUGACACCAAAUAAACUAGACCGGUAGACCGUUGUCAAUUUUAAGGUUAACUAUUUUGUGAAGUUUAAAUUUUUGUAAAAUAGCAGUAAAAUAGAUAACAAAAUAAAUGCCGUGUCACUUUAUUUUUAAACAAUUGAAAUUAUUACAAUUAAAUAUUUGAGUAAUAACUCCAGUUGUGAGAAUCAGUGCUCAUUGUUGAGUUGUCAAAGUUCGUCGGCAGUUUAUUCACUAUCGCUACUUCAAUGUAAUUAUAAAUUAUAUUUUUAUGAUGUAUGUAUGUGAGCUAACAGUAUCAUAUCAUAGUGUGAUGUGUAGAUGUAUUAAGAUGGAGUGAAGCGCCUAUCUGAUGUCUUAAAUAUGGAGAAUUCUAAACGCUCUCGUGACUAUGCUAAGGUUUAUGUCCAACGGUAUGAUAAAACUCUGAUUGUAUUUGUUAUUAGAGAAUUAUUUAAUAAAUGUGUAAAUGUGAAAAAGAACAAAAAAAAGAAAAAACUGCACUAACUAGUAUUGGCUGAAAAUAAACAAAAAAAAAAUUGUGAAUACAUGUAAUGUGUUAAUACUUUAAGAGUUAACGUCACUCAAUUCCUCAGCUCAAUUGAGUGUUGAGUUUACUUUGAGCACGUCACGUUACAAACACGUCACACAAAAUCGGCGCAUUGCUCUAUCUAAUGAUUCUAUAUUUUUGUUGACUAUGUAGUGAAUAUUCUAAAUAAUAGCUAUAUAUGUAUACAUAGGUUUGUUGUGAGAUACGUUCGCGGCGAAGCACAGUUAUAUAUUUUUGCACGGCGUCCGCGCGCCUGAGCGCCGGCUCUCAA
Molecule: messenger RNA, 3450 nt
Organism: Papilio polytes (common Mormon)
Lineage: Eukaryota; Metazoa; Arthropoda; Insecta; Lepidoptera; Papilionidae
Gene: jef
Product: major facilitator superfamily domain-containing protein 6-A
Exons: 9
Coding region: 51-2177 (708 amino acids)
Cellular component (GO): membrane
Source: RefSeq, a predicted model, not a curated record